AUGGAUCUAGGAAAUCACACCAGGGUUUCAGAAUUUAUUUUCCGGAGACUGACCCAGUCUCGGGAACUGAGCUUCGCCUUAUUUGUGCUUUUGUUCGUUUUGUUUGUGAUAAACAUGUUGGCAAACCUCCUCAUCAUUGUCACCGUGACUUGGGAGUCUCGUCUCCACGUGCCCAUGUACUUCUUGCUCCGCAAUCUGUCCAUCCUAGAUAUCUCCCUUUCCUGCAUCACUAUUCCCAAGGUCCUGGUGGAUCUUCUUUCCAAGAGAAAAGCCAUCUCCUUCAACGGUUGCUUCACUCAGUUAUUUUUCUUCCACUUCCUCGGUGGGGCAGAUAUUUUUUCUCUCUCUGUCAUGGCGUAUGAUCGAUAUAUAGCAAUCUCGAAGCCCCUGCACUAUGUAACCAUCAUGAGCAAGGAGACGUGUUUUGGAUUGGUGGCUGCUUCGUGGGUGGGGGGAUUUGUGCAUUCCAUGGUCCAAAUUCUUCUGUUUCUGCCUUUAGCAUUCUGUGGACCCAACGUCCUAGAUGGUUUCUUCUGUGAUGUCCCCCAGAUACUCAAACUUUCCUGCACCAAUGCCGUCACUACCGAGCUGCUGACCCUCUCCAACAACGGCUCCAUACUCUCCCUGUGGUUCGUCCUGCUCAUCGGGUCCUACGUAGUCACCUUGGCCAUGCUGAGAUCUUACUCCGGGGAAGGGAAAAAAAAAGCCAGCGCUACCUGCACUUCCCACAUGACGGUGGUCACUCUGCACUUCGUUCCGUAUAUCUACAUCUACGCCCGGCCCUUCACCGCCCUGCCUAUGGACACGGCAGUGUCUAUCACUUUAACUGGAAUUAUCCCCGUCCUGAAUUCCAUCAUAUACACCUUGAGGAACCAUGAGAUGAUGCUGGCCAUGAAGAGACUGAAGAAAAGAGUUUCACAUUUGGACAGGGAAUGAAAAUCAACAUAAACGGCCUCUACUCCAUUCUAAUCCUCCUCAACCUCUCAUGCUGUUGACCACUCCCUUCUGGAAAUAUAUCCAACCCUGGCUUCGUGGACACCGGCCUCUUGUGGUUCUCUUCCUAGCUCUCU
Molecule: messenger RNA, 1070 nt
Organism: Ornithorhynchus anatinus (platypus)
Lineage: Eukaryota; Metazoa; Chordata; Mammalia; Monotremata; Ornithorhynchidae
Product: olfactory receptor 4D9-like
Exons: 1
Coding region: 1-936 (311 amino acids)
Biological process (GO): G protein-coupled receptor signaling pathway
Cellular component (GO): membrane
Molecular function (GO): olfactory receptor activity; G protein-coupled receptor activity
Source: RefSeq, a predicted model, not a curated record